This is a messenger RNA of Didymodactylos carnosus, 507 nucleotides long. Lineage: Eukaryota; Metazoa; Rotifera; Eurotatoria; Philodinida; Philodinidae. The record is from the annotation of a GenBank genome assembly.
AUGGCUUCGAUUCAGCGUCAGGUUUGCGGUGCUGCCAUCACUGAUAUUCAGAUUGCCAAGAAACCUGCUGUUGUUCAGCGCCAUCUGCGCCGUCGAGUUACCUGCGACCUGGACAUUACCGUCGAGCUGACUUUGAUCGAAGCUCAGAUCGACGUUGCUGCCGCCCGCGAUGUCCACAUUGCCGGUGAGUGCGCUGUUGUUGGUGAAGUUCACCGUCGUCGUGUCGGGCAGGUUAUCGAUCGUCAAAUCGCCCUCCAUAUGGCUCUGAUCGAAGCGGAGAUCAGCGCGGCUGUUGCCGGUGAAAUUGACGUUGCCUUCCAGGCUGCUGCCGUUGGUAAACGCCACAGUGGCAGUCGAGUCAGUUACCUGCACAUCGCCCGCCAUGCGACCCUGAUUGAAACCGAUAUUGCCUGUGCUGCCUUCGGCGAGGUCGACGCUGCCGGUCAACAAACUAUUGCCUGUUACCUUCAGGUUUACUGCGGAGGCACCUUUGGCGAUGACGUUGCC